AUGGAGUCGGUGCUGGCGGAGCUGCUGCUGUCGCCGGACCGGGACCCCCGGGCCGUGCUGGCGCCGCUGUGCGGCGGGGAGGCGUCGGCCGAGCGCGUGGAGGCGCUGCGCUUCCUGCUGCAGCGGCUGGAGGCGCGGGGCGCGGGCGCGCUGUGCGCGGAGGCGGCGCGGGAGGUGGCGGCGGGGUUCCUGGUGCCGCUGCUGCGCGGGCGCCCCGGGGCCGCCGGAGCCCCCGGGCCCCCCGGGCCCCCCGAGCCCCCCGGGCGGCGCGCGCGCGUGCUGCGGGCGGCGGGCGCGGCGCUGCGCUCGUGCGCGCGGCUGGCGGGGGCCCCGCCGCUGGCCGCCGCGCUGGCCGAGGAGGCGCUGCGGGAGCUGCGCGCGGGGCCGGGCGGCGCCGAGGCGGCCCUGGAGCUGCUGGCGGCCGUCGGGCCCGGCCUGCGGCCCCGCGAGGACGCGCCGCUGCUGGGGCGCGUGGCGCGGGCCGCCGCCGCCCUGGCGCUGGCCGGGGACGCGGGCCCCGAGGGCGCGGCGGCCGCGCGGCUGCUGGCGGCGCUGGGCCGGGGCGGCGGCGCCGCGCUGCGGGCCGUGUGGGACGCGCUGGCCGCCCCGGCGGCGCCCGCGGGGCCCGGCCGCCUGGCCGCCGAGCUGCAGGUGCUGAGCGCGCUGGCCGAGCGGCUGCUGCCCGAGCCCGGCGCCCGCCCCGGGGGCCCCGACGCGCGGCGCUGCGCCCGCUUCUGGAGCGCCGUGCGGGCCGGGCUGGGCCGCGCCGACGACGCCCUGACGCGCCGGCGCGCGCGCUUCCUGCUGCGGCGCGCCGUGGAGGUCUCGGCGGCGCCCGGCGCCGACCGCGCCUGCGCCUGCGCAGACCCCGCCGGCACCGGCCCAAGUCUGUUUUGGUGGUCUGAGAAGAAAAAAGACGAGCUUCUAAAAUUUUGGGAAACUUAUAUUUUAAUUAUGGAAACCCUAGAAGGAAAUCAGAUACAUGUUAUAAAGCCAGUCUUACCAAAGCUAAACAAUCUGUUUGACUAUGCAGUGUCAGAGGAGAAUGGCUGUUGGCUUUUCCACCCCUCCUGGCACGUGUGUAUUUAUAAAAGAAUGUUUGAGAGUGAAAACAAAGCUCUGACCAAAGAAGGCGUUACCCAUUUUCUGGAGCUGUAUGAAACGAAGCCACUUCCAUUUUCUCCAGAGCUUUUCGAGUUUAUUAUUGGCCCACUGAUGGACGCGCUUUCAGAGAGUUCUCUGUAUGGCAGGUCCCCAGGCCAGCCGCUAGGAAGUGGUUCUCCACUGGGAUUAAAGUUGCAGAUGUUUUUAGUCACUUACGUUUCUCUUCUUCCUGAAGACGUAAAGAGGAGCUUCCUCCUCAAGUUUCUCCAGAGGAUGACAGACAGACACUGGUGUGCGGUGCCCAUUCUGUUUCUGUCGAAGGCUUUGGCGAGCGUGCCGAGACGGAGGGCCCUGGGCACCGAAGGGCUCCUGGCCCUCAGGGAUGUUAUGCAGUGUACCAUGAUCACGCAUCAGACUCUGCUGAGAGGAGCUGCGCAGUGCUAUCUUCUGCAGACCGCUAUGCAUUUGCUGGAUGUGGAGCAAGUGUCACUCUCUGAAGUCUCGACUUUUCUCGCAACUCUGAGGCAAGAGGAGUCUUUGGGACGAGGAACCACACUGUGGGCAGAGCUCUGUGAGUGGUUACAUGCUAACGAGCAAUGCUUUCGGCCGUCCCCAGCAGGCUGUGCGGAACCCCAGGAGACCUCUGUAAAUGCCUUCGUGAGGAACCUUGUUCACGAGUAUGUCAAGUCACCGGGGUGGGAGGCCGAGGAAAGCUGCUGCGUGCCUGACUGGUCAGAAGCCCGGCUGACAGCCCUGAUGGUCCUACUGGCUGUUGAUGUGGAGGGAAGGAAGACGCCCUUCAGCGAGACGCAGAGGACGCGGAACGUGUUGCGGAUCUUCUUGGACCCCCUGCUGGAUGUCCUGGGGAAGCUGGGCACCAACGCCUACGUGCCCUUGCUGCGGGCGGACAGAUGCCUCCAGCUGCUGCUGGAGCUGCUGCGCGCGAGCCCCGCCAGAGCCCCCGCCGCCCAGGACGAUGAGGUGCCUGCCCUUCUCGAGAACUUCAUCUUGUCCACCACGGAGAGCGUGGCCCCGUUCAUUCUCAGGAGACUCACCGUGGACGAGCUGCGGGGCCUUGCAGAUCUGGAUCGCUGCCGGCUCCACCUGCGGGUGCUCACUCAGCUCGCCAGCCUCCACACGAAGGCGGGGUGGAGAAGGGGGAACCCCGUUUGCAGAAUCAUCCCUCCUCUGAGGAACGCGUGCGUGCGGCACCUGCAGGAGACGGGCGACGGACAGGAGCCCACCCUCGCUCGUCAGAUCCAGAGAGCCGUCAGCAUGGCCGCCCUGGCCGCCGUGUGGGAGGCCGCUGACCAGCAGCCUGCGCUCCGGCCGGAGGCCCUGGAGGCCGGGCCGGUGGACAGCUUCCUUUCUGCUCUUCCGCUCAACCGGACGCUGGAAAAGCCCCGCGCCGAGGCGCGGAGCUGCGCGCGCCCCCCGGGAAGCGGCGGCUGCCGUGAGGAGUUACCGUCCUCGUCCCGAGGAUGGGGGAGAAUCGUCGCCCAGUUCAUCCACGACCAGUGGGUCUGCCUGUCCUUCCUGCUGAAGACCCACCAGGCCCUCAUCCCUGCGUCCAUCGGGCCCCUGCGGGCCGCGCUGGACGCCCUGGCCGUCCUCCCUGCCGGCCAGGUCUCACCUGUGUUCCACUGCCUGAAGAUGCUGGUCCCUGGGCUCCUGGCCUCCUCUGAGCCGCUCUGCAGCGAGUCCUUCGACGUGGCGUGGAGAGUGACGUCUUCCUCGAGCACCACUCAGCUGACGUUCUGGCCUAAUUUGAAAGCCUUUGUUCAGUUUGUUUUUGAUGACAAAGUUCUUGCUGCUGCCGCCAAAAUCAAGGGCCAGGCUUACCUGAAAAUAAAGGAGAUCAUGCACAGCAUCAUUGAGAUGUCGGCUCUGAGGACCGGGGUCUUCAACGUGCUGAUAGCUCACUGCUGCCGCACGUGGGCGCUGGCCGCCCGUGCGUCCCGCGGGGACCCGUGGGUGGCCACGAGCUACUGCGAGCUGCUCCUGGAGGCCUGCCUGUUCGGACCUGUGUUCCGCCGUGAUCAGAGAUUGAUUCAGGAUGUCCAGACAUUCAUAGAAAGCCUGGGGCCUGACUGUGCGGCCAAUGUCGUCAUGGAAAGUACCAGAAGAGAAGACUGUUACGUGAGAAUUUGUGCUGUCAAAUUCUUGUGCUUAUUGGAUGAGUCCGACGUUUCCCAGAGGUCGUUCAUGGAGGAGCUUGCGAUCAGGUUACUGGAUAAAGACGAGCUGGCGGCCAAGUCCAGCGCGCGGGUGUACGAGAACUCCCUGCAGCACCGGCUGAAGAACCGCACGUGGCAGACGCUGCUCGUCCUCCUCCCCAGGCUGGGUCAGGACUUCCUGAGCGGAAUCGUGGAGCGGGUCCUGCGGGCCGGCUUCGCCCCCGGCCAGGCUUCCGUCAAGUACUCGGUGCAGUGGGUCAUCGUCCUGCUGCUCCACAGGUUCCCCCAGUUCCUCCCCAGCUUCUGGGGCUGCUUGUCCUCGGGUGAAGAGAAGCCCAGCGCGAGCGUCUGCACCUUCUUGUCUGUUCUGUCUCAUUUGGACGUCAUCAUUGAAAACGUUCCGGAAAAGAAGCCGGUGCUGAAGCAGGCCCUUGCUGUCGCGGUGCGGUGGUGUGUCAGCCACAACUUCAGCGUCCGGCUGCACGCGCUGGUGUCCCUCAAGAAAGUGUGGCAGCUGUGUGGAGCGAUGGGCGUGGACGAGCGUGCGCCGUGGACGUCGGUGCUGGAGGGGGGCCUGAGCCAGGCGGGAAGCUCGCACGCCGCAGGGAACGCCAGCAGGAACUGGCAGCGCGUCCAGGAGCACUUCUUCUUUGCACGGUUCCACCCGCUGGAGGACUACUGUCUGGAGAGCGUCUUUCACAGCCUGCCGCGGCUGGCGGGCCUGGCGGAGGAGGAGUGGCUGCCCCUCGCCAAGUUCCGCAGCUUCACCGACCUGCCCGACGCCGCCGACGCCCGGUGGUACGGCUCCAGCGCGCUCCGCGACCUCCCCCCGGGGACUGCCGGCUCUCCGGUGGACGACACGGACGGCUGGGCGGAGGGGGCCAAUGUGCAGAAGAAGAUCAUUCCGUGGAGACUCGGCGCCUUGGACGCAGAGCUGGAGGUGGAGGCCCAGGACCGAGCGGCCCGGCUCGGGAAGGCCGUGGGCAGACUCGUCGUAGUGGCCUCGCUCCUCGACAAGCCCACCAACUUAGGAGGGCUGUGCCGGACCUGCGAGGUGUUCGGGGCUGCCGCGCUGGUGGUGGGCAGCCUCCAGUGCGUCCACGACCCGCAGUUCCAGCACCUCAGCGUCUCCGCAGAGCAGUGGCUGCCGCUCCUGGAGGUGAAACCCGCACAGCUGGCUGAGUACCUGCAGCAGAAGAAAGCAGAAGGCUACACCAUCGUCGGGGUGGAGCAGACGGCCAAGAGCUCCGAGCUGGACCAGUACUGCUUCCCGGAGAAGUCGCUGCUCCUGUUAGGGAACGAGCGGGAAGGGAUCCCGGCCAGGCUGCUCCAGCAGCUGGACGCCUGCGUGGAGAUCCCGCAGCAGGGCGUGGUCCGCUCCCUGAACGUGCACGUGAGCGCGGCGCUGCUGAUUUGGGAGUACACGCGGCAGUGGGCUAGGCCUGCGCGCGCCCCGCCCUCCGCGGAGCAGAGCCCCACGAGCUGAGCGCCAUCCCCAAAUGGGCUGGGAGGACUGAAUAAGCCGUCUUGUGCCUUAAUUUACCCAUGCCAGUCCUGGGCUUGAACUCGGGGCCUGGGGGCUCAAGGCUAGCCCUCUACCACUUGAGCCUCAGCCCUACUUCCGGCUUAUUUGGUGAUUACCUCUCAGGCGUUCUCAGGCGUUACCUCCCAGGCUGGCUUUGAACCUCAGUCCUUUCUCAGCCUCCUGAGUAGCUUGCAGGUAUAAACUGCUGGUGCCUACCUUUCAGUAAACGCUUUUACCUAACCUGGAAUGCCUUUUUAGGAGAAAUUUCAAGUAACUUUAAAUAAACAUAUAUUUUUUUUAAGUUA
Messenger RNA from Perognathus longimembris pacificus (Pacific pocket mouse), 5111 nucleotides. Its product is annotated as probable methyltransferase TARBP1. The record is from RefSeq and is a predicted model, not a curated record. Lineage: Eukaryota; Metazoa; Chordata; Mammalia; Rodentia; Heteromyidae. Gene Ontology annotation, biological process: tRNA methylation. Gene Ontology annotation, molecular function: RNA binding; tRNA (guanine) methyltransferase activity.